Molecule: messenger RNA, 243 nt
Organism: Trichobilharzia regenti
Lineage: Eukaryota; Metazoa; Platyhelminthes; Trematoda; Strigeidida; Schistosomatidae
Source: the annotation of a GenBank genome assembly
AUGAGAAGACUUCAUGAGCAUGAUCGUCGUCUACAGUGUGAAGUGUCACGAAUGUUAUCAGCUCAUGAAUGUCAACAAGCUGUACUGGAGCGUCGUAUUGAAGCCGUAGCAGCAGCCGAAUGUCGACUCAAGGAAUUCCUGUUACGUCAGGAAAACGUGAAGCAGGAACGCAGUAAAGUUCCAUCAGAAGUCAAUAAUCCUGAAGGUGAGGUAGCAUCGUUGUGUUGUAACGACCAGUCGUAA